Messenger RNA from Patiria miniata (bat star), 1729 nucleotides. RefSeq lists its product as uncharacterized. The coding region runs from base 345 to 926 and encodes 193 amino acids. The transcript is spliced from 3 exons. NCBI's taxonomy places the organism in Eukaryota, Metazoa, Echinodermata, Asteroidea, Valvatida, Asterinidae. The record is from RefSeq and is a predicted model, not a curated record.
AAAUCGGUCAUGGAUAGUCACACACGCACAUUCACAAUCGCACAGUCGUGUUUUUCUAUGCCCCCGAGGACAAUGCUUUGUGUUUCCCCUUGUGUUUAGUGCUUACACACUGUCUUCCCUCAUUCCCAAAGCCAAAGGGAGUCUGUACUUCCAUGUUAACAGCUACGGGAUAUAACUGGAUUCUGAAAACUAUUAAAUGCUAUCUUUUACUGGAUUGAUCUGAGGAGAUUUAACACCAACCACAAGAAAAAUCUGGCAAGCUAUAUACGCAUUCGUGCGUAGAGCUCUUUAAUCGAUGGAACCAGAUGGCAUUGCCCAUUUAAUCGAGAACCACGUUGUUUACCAUGAUACUAAUGGAGUUCACAUCUCGCUCACCACGGGCAACAAUUUUGUUUGUAAAAUACCUUACUUUGGAAUACAUUCUGGGAAGUAUUGCAAGCCAGCGGGAAAUCGAUAAAAAGGACAAUGAGCUUCUGACUGACACCACCGACUCGCGUGACACCGAUCGACCUACAAGGCGUUUUUGCUCUCUCCCACCUGAUUUGGUCAAAAGUUGUUACAGCAUUUUCCUCACGAUGUAUCGUCUCUCGUGCUUGGUCCUAGCUUUUGGACUUGUCUCUGGGUUAUCAACACUCCAAAAACGCGACUGGUCCACCCAUGGCAUCUUUGACAACGUUGAGCUGCAAUGCAGCCACGGUAGCCUGGCUGUGGCGCACGUAGGGAUACUGCUUACUGACUACAGCCAACAAUCAUGCCUGGAAUACAUCAGUGAUCCACAGCAUAUCACCGACGAGUUACGCAGGUACUGCGAUAUUCAUGGGACCAAAGCAAGAUGCACCUUCAAGCUGGCCGACAUCCUUGGACAUGAGCCUGACCCCGCAUGCCUCGACAACUACGACGUCAUCUCCAUUUGCCAAACUUUUUAGGGUACAUGGGAAUGGAUCCCACGAAAUGAGUCUUAAAGACGAAGUUUUAUCUUAAUAUCAGUUUUGAACAUGCAGUACGAGAACAGCAUUUGCUCUUCGUUUUACUGUAUCACUCGUAUUUAGGGUGGAAGGGUGUCUUUUUCUAUUCAAUUUCCAUUUCGCGUAUAUUUCUGUUGAAAGGCCAGUUACUCAGAAUUAGCUCUGGCGACUUGUUUCUCAUUUUGUUGGAUUAUCAUCACACACUUGCAUGUACAUGAACUUUAUGAAGACAUAAUGUUUGAACAGCGCCCCCAUUACAAGAAAUUGCCCACCCUGUGCAAGACAGGAGCUUCCAUUGUCAGUAAAAAAAACAAAGAAGGCGCAUUCAUUAUUACGUUGUCAUCGUAAGUUAAUUUUGUGUUGUUAUCCUCACCUUUCAUAAAAAAAAAAUCGCUAGCUGACUUAAUUUGGAGCGUUCGACUUGAUUCAAUGCAACCCUUCAAAAUGUACCUUUAUGAACCAUUUCAUAUUUAUUUUAAAUCUUCCAAAUUUCUUCAAAUUUGCACAAAAUUAUGUUCCAGUGGAAAAAUUCAAGUCAUGUCCCCUUAACAUUCUUCGACCCAAUCACACCAGGCCUGCGCUCUAACAGUUCAUUGAAAUCUUUGGUUUUAUUUAAAGCUCAUACCCAAAUUGUUUUUGGGAGAGGCUUAGAAAUGAUUCGAUAUGAAAUUAUACAUACAAUAAAAGUUUUGAAGAUUUGCAAUAGAACCAAUCAUUACAGUACAAGAUUAUUUAUUAAAUUCGAACUUCUUUAAUCCAGCAAA